Molecule: messenger RNA, 6268 nt
Organism: Danio rerio (zebrafish)
Lineage: Eukaryota; Metazoa; Chordata; Actinopteri; Cypriniformes; Danionidae
Source: RefSeq, a predicted model, not a curated record
ACAAAAUGGCGGCCUUCUGCACAGGAUAACGCGGUGUUUCAAAACUAUCAUGACAACAUGUCACUCUUGAGAUUGUGUGCCUAUUCAGCGGCUUUAACGCGCAGUUUUGCAGCUGACGGGUGUCUUCGUAGUUUUCUAAAAGGCGAUUGUUGUCGCAUGUGUCUCAGAAUAAGGAUCAACGGAGAGAGACAAAUACAAGAAAAAGUAUGGGCUACGAUUUACCGAAGGCACUAUUCAGUCAUUCCUAAGAAGGAUGAUGGGAAGAAAAGAGUCUGGGAACAGUCUCAGCUGUUGGAUGUUCUGGAGGCCAGAAUCCAACAGCUGCAAUCUGACGCCGUUGUAGACGUCAAACAUUCAAAGGUGCAAAUCAUCAAAGCAAAGCAGAGAGCAAAGAAAACAUCACCUGGGAAAAGUCAGAAGAACCUGCCAGGAGAAAAAGCAGAAAUGCUUAAAAGCGGUCCCUCUGCUCAAAAAAAGAAAGUAACUGAAGGUGUCACACCUGCCAAUACUCACGCAAGUCGCUGGAUGGCAAAACUCAAUCGGGAAAUGUGGAUCAAUCCCAAAACCAAAACUUCUAAAAAGGUCAUCAAGACGGGCCAAAGCAGUAAGACGAAACACUGCACAAACACUGCGCAAAAUAAAGGAAAAGGUUUCAGAGUCUCUGAAAGACUACUGGCCAAGUUUCCAGAUCUCCAAAAAAUACACAGUGGUGAAGUUAGCUUGAUUUCAGCCAUUUCAGAUAAAGCACUGGUUAAUGAAGGAGAGCUCGAUGUAAGCGUGCCUGCUCCUGAAAAGCUACUGGUGGAUAAGGAAGGAAACCGCUAUGAAGAUUCACAUCUCCGUGUUCGGUGCUAUUUGGAGGCUUGUAUGUUUCUUGACGAUGUCUCUCGAGCUCAGAACUACCUGCUGUCUCAUCAUCGUCAGCUUUCCAAACGCUCACAGCUGUCUAUCAGCGCCUACAACAUCGUCAUGCGGAUGUGGGCCAAAAAGGGUUCCAUAAAUAACAUUCGUCGCCUGUUUUCUCUGAUUGAAGAAGCUGGUAUGAAACCAAACGUCACGUCUUACUGUGCUGCUCUGGAGUGCAUGGGCCGUAUGCAAAACUGUGAAACAGUUGUCAUUGCCAGGUGUCUACAGCAGAUGGGGGCAGAUGGCCUGUCUGUGGAUGAUGUGUUGAGUCAGUGUGUGUUCAAGAAGGAUGAGAGAGAAAUGGUCCUGAGGGCCGUCCAAUUGGUAAUACCUCACUUCCAACCCAGUGUUUCCAAAACCCAGCCUGUCUGUUCUCUGCCGUUGGUGAAACAAUUCUAUGCUGAGAGGGAAGAUGCCAUAUAUCCUAAACUAGACUACAGCUUGAAAGAACUGCAGGAUCGGUUUAAUCUUCAGCUGGCCAUGGAGAAAGCUACUACAGUCACCAUUAACUCAGUGGAGGCCUUAAAGCCUGUCACCGAAAACAUGGCCCACAUGAGAGAAUUACUAGCAAAGCAGCGCAAGCACUGGGAAAAAGCUCUCCUUCAGGCAUUAAAGGACAGAAAACAGAUGAUGUCCAACAACAGCCAGAAAUCCUGGAAUACCUGUUUAUACCCUUACCUGUGCAUCCUGGAUGACCAGGAAUAUGUCGACAUCAUGCUUCAGAGUUUAGAUAAACUUUCGCCCAAUGGUGAAUCUUUGCUCUUCAUGGCUGAUGAGAUGGGAAACCGAGUCUACAACUUAUAUUGCAUUCGGCAGAAGAGUCAGAGUCAGAUGGUGGAGAAGCUUAGGAGUAUCUACAGCUCAUAUGCUGAACUCCUAGCUAACGAUACUGAGACCAAUGGCAUGCUGCCACGCGAGUGUUGGACUAAUCUAGAGAUUAGCGGAAAUCGCAGCGGCCCGUCUCUUUUAAGCGAUGACACACCUUGGCCAAUGAUCCUUAUGGUGCAGCUGGGAAGUUUCCUGGUAGACUUGAUGGUUCAUGAGCUCAAAAUCCAGAGCAACAUCCUCAAUCCGGCUCUCGAAAAGAAGCUCAUCCCUAUCCUCUACCACAUGUACACAUUUCGCAGCAAUCAUAAGAUUGGUUUCAUCAAACCACAUCCUAUUUUGACACGAAUCCUGAGGGAGGCAACGGAGACCAAACUUACGUUUGACUCCUACGUCAUGCCAAUGCUCUGUCCCCCAGUCCCCUGGACAUCCCCGAAGAGUGGUGCCUACCUGCUGACGCCUGCCAAACUAAUGCGCGCCAGCGAUGGAGCCAUGCAACACCAACUUCUCCUGGAGAAGACCCAGGAGGAAGAUCUCCAUGCUGUCUUGGAUUCUCUCAAUCAAGUGGGCAGCUGUCCCUGGAAGAUCAACAAGCCACUGUUGGACAUCAUCAUCUCAAUCUUCAAUGACAAAGGCAGCGACAAGCUUUCAAUCCCUCCACCACUAUCCGAAGCUCCCGAAAUUCCUCGGUUUAACCCUCACGACCCGUCCUACACCCAGGUGGAGAAGGCCUUUAUGAAGCGGGAGGGUAUCAAAGCCAAGAAGGUAGUAGCGGAGAUGCACAGCCUGCGUAUGGACGCACUGUAUAAGCUGUCCAUUGCCAACCACGUGAGGGACAAGAUCUUUUGGUUUCCACAUAAUAUGGACUUCCGAGGUCGUACUUACCCGCUGCCGCCUUAUUUUAACCAUCUUGGGAGUGAUGUGACCAGGGCCUUGCUUCUGUUUGCUGAAGGACGACCACUUGGUCCCAAAGGCCUCGACUGGUUGAAGAUCCACUUGGUGAACCUCACAGGGUUGAAGAAGCAGAGCUCGCUGGAUGGGAGAUUGGAGUAUGCUGAAAGUAUCAUGGAGGACAUCCUGGACUCAGCCGACCAUCCUCUUGACGGUCGCAAAUGGUGGAUGAAUGCAGAUGAGCCAUGGCAGGCCCUGGCUUGCUGCAUGGAGAUAGCGAAUGCCUCGCGCUCACCCGACCAUCACAAAUUCAUCUCCUAUUUCCCUGUACAUCAGGACGGAUCGUGUAAUGGCCUCCAGCACUAUGCUGCCCUCGGGCGGGAUGUGAUCGGCGCUACCUCAGUGAACCUCAUGCCCUGUGCUCUUCCUCAGGACGUGUACAGUGGUGUGGCUAAGCAGGUGGAAGAGUUCAGAGUCCGGGAUGCAGAGAGGGGUCUGAAGAUUGCGCAGGUGCUGCAGGGCUUCAUCAGCAGGAAGGUGGUGAAGCAGACGGUCAUGACGGUGGUCUACGGCGUCACUCGCUACGGGGGACGCUUGCAAAUCGAAAAGCGGCUGAAGGAAAUCGAUGAUUUUCCUAAGGACUAUGUAUGGGAUGCUUCACAUUACCUGGUGGUACAGGUUUUCAACAGCUUAAAGGAAAUGUUCACUGGAACGCGGGAGAUUCAGGAAUGGCUGACGGAGAGUGCUAGGCUAAUAGCCAAAUCGGGACGGACAGUGGAAUGGGUAACACCGUUGGGACUUCCUAUAAUUCAGCCAUAUCACCGAAUCAGGAAUCAAAUUCUUAAGGGCAACAUACAGAACCUGAACAUCCAUAUAAGUCAUGAUGCCAACGAGAAACCAGACAGCAUGAAGCAGAAGAAUGCCUUCCCGCCUAACUUUAUCCACUCUCUGGACUCCACUCAUAUGAUGCUAACUUCACUGCAUUGCCACAGGGCUGGCCUCACGUUUGUGUCCGUCCAUGACUGUUAUUGGACACAUGCAGUGACAGUAGACAUCAUGAAUCGGGUGUGCCGUGAACAGUUUGUGGCCUUGCAUAGUCAGCCUAUUCUAGAAGAGCUGUCCUGGUUUCUCCUACAGAAAUAUAGCAGAAGACCUCCCGUUGGCUCAAAACCAAAGAAGUUACUGGAAUACUACACUCUAAUGAAAGUGUUGUCCAGUGUUCCUCAAACAGGUGAUUUUGACCUCGAAAAGGUAAAAGAUUCAGUAUAUUUCUUCAGUUGAGGAGCGUAUUGUCAACCAACAGACAGUUUUCAUCAUUGAUGAGGCGGAGAGCCUGAACAGACCUCAUCAAAACCCACUGCUGCUUUAUACAACACUGAAAGUGCGUGACUGAGACCUGCUUGAUCUGCAUGAAUGUGUGUGUCUGUCUGUCCUGUCACAUUAUCAUAAAGACAUCACUUAAGCACUGACGCAGAGUUCUGACGGAGAAGAACAGCAGGAGUCGCCCUCGUGUAUAAGCGCAAAUGUGAUUUCUUCCCGUAUGAACGUCUAGCGGUUGCUCCACGGGACUCUCAUCCGCUUCUUCACUCUCGAGUGCAAACGCCGGGCUGAUUAACCACAUGAUUCUGGCUCUCAUCGAUUUCAAGGCAGCCCUGUCUGAAAGCUCCACGCUGGCAUUUCCACUUGGAUAUGAUUUACUCACUACUGCUGAGGAAACGUGACGAUAAAUACCAUAAUAGCACUUGUAGGAGUGACUUUAUUGACGUUGACCUUGCGGUGUCCUGUUUUUGAAGGACUUCAGGGCACUUAAAAGUCAUUCAGGUGCUUGUUGGACAUUGCGCUCAUGGAAUUCGCCGAGAAAUAAAGUCAAUAUUUUUUCACUCUGGGUCUGCAAAAGGUUAAUUGUUAUUGAAAUUCCAGACUUGCUUGGGCAGGUCUUGUUCUGUUUUCUGGGCUUUGACAGUGGUUUAUUGCAAAGGGCAGAGGGAAACAAAACCAAUCCGAUGCUAGGCUACACUUGAUUAUAUGAAGAUUGACGUCAGCCGACCCGCUCGUUUCCUGACAUCUCCAACAACCUCUGCGUGGGAAGUUAUGUCGUCGUACAGUAAUAAUAGCUCAUGGGCAUACAGCCAUUUGCCACCACAUAUUAGCUUUAAAACAUUUACUGUCGGUGUUUCCUGAAUCUCCAAGCAUAGUAAAUUGAAUUUUAUCCAAGCUGAGUUUGCAGUGUGAGCAGAUAAACACAUCACUCUACAGCACACGGCAGUGAUUGACUCUUCUGAACUGAUUCUUCUAAUGAAUCACUUAGAUAAGUCAGAAACCGUAUUUGACUCACUUAAGAAAAAUCAUAUGCUCCAUAAAUCACUGAAUCUCUCAGAGUCUUACUAGAGAGUGUUUAUUUGAAAGUUUUCUCAUAAAAAAUGACAAUUUGUUUGGAAUUUUUUGGUAAUUUUAGAUAACAGCAGCAUUUGCGAGGCCUGAAAAUGCAAUUGCUUGAAUCUAGUGAAAUCUUUUAACAUCACAACGGAAAAACUUUGAAUUUUAGAGUAUUAUUGUAAUGUUGAAGGGAUAUUUCAUCCAAAAAUGUUCAUUUACUUACUGUUUACUCUUUACUGUUUAUACUUUUAUGAGUUUCUUUCUUCUAUUUAACACAAAAGAAGAUAUUUUGAAGAAAGCUGAAACAAACGCGUAAGUGUGUGUAAGUGUAAAUGUGUAAGAUUGAUCUUUUUUGUGUGAACUAUCCCUUUAAAUGUAUCACAAGCCAUUUGAUUUACUUCUUUUACAAAGUCAAAAAAAUGUAUUUGUGCAACACUGUAUGAACAAGAGACUCUUAUGAACUGAAUCUUGUAUUAAUUUAAACCAAAUCAUCAAAAGAUGAAUUAGUCAGAAUGCUCUUACACAGCAAGAUAUUUCAUCUUUUCUUUCUUAUAAACUGAUUUUAAUGAAUCAUUUGAAAUGUUUAUAUACUCUAUUAAUAAUUUAGGUCACUGAAUAUCUGAUUUGCGCAUAUACUGAACCAGAAGUUGCUUCUUUUUUUUCACCGAAAGUAAGGAUAUGUUUUGUGUAACUAAUACAAAGUUGGGUUUGUGGUCAUCUUUCUACAAAACCACCCCAUUCAUGAACUGCUUCUUAUGAGCUGAUAAUUCUUUUAAUGAAUCGUUCAGAAAAUGUGGUGAAACAUUUACUGUCUGUGUUUCCUGAAUCUCCAAGCAUAGCAAGUUGAAUUUUAUUCAAGCUGAGUUUGCAGUGUGAGCGAAUAAACAUGUCACUCUUCAGCACACAGCAGUGAUUAACUCUUAUAAACUGAUUCUUCUAAUGAAUCACUCAGAAGAGUCAGAAACCAUAUUUGACUCACUUAGGAUAUUUGAAUCUGUCAGAGUGUUAGUAAAAAGUGUCCACUUGAAGGUUUUUUUCCCAAAACACAACAUUUUUUUUGUUGUUGUUUUUGUUUUUCUGUUCAUUUUAGAUGAAAGCAGCAUUUUCGGGGCCUGAAAUGCAAUUGCUUGAAUCUCACCGCUGUAUUAUGAACAAGUGACACUUAUGGACUGAUUCUUUUGAUUAAUCACUAAGAAGACUCACAAAUUGUAUCACAAAUUUAAACCGAGUCAUCAACAGAUGAAUAAAUCAGAAUGCUCUUACACAGCAA